UAGAAUUGCCAUUGCACCCAAUUAAAACUUAUGCUCGCCAGGAGCUAGAGCAAUCAUCCAUUAGAACAUUUUACUCUCUUUGCAAUUGGAAACUCCCAAAACAUAUCUCUUUGUCAUGUUCCUAAUCAAGACGACAGGUAGGUUUGCAUUAUUUACAUAUGGCCAUCGAGCAUCCGAUUGUCAAUUUCUAAUCUUCAACUUGUCUACCAUUGGUUUUCAUAUUACACUGUAGGCCUUUCAGUUUCUCAACAUACAGAUACAAUCUAAAUCACGAGGCUCUAUCUUCUAAGCUGUAGGGCAUAUUGUUUUGUCAACAGACAACAGUAUAGUUUUCAACCCCUAAUAUUUGUGGAAGUGUUUAUACAUGACCAUGUGACACCUUCUUGAGCAAUGUCUUAACCAAUUGUUUCAUAGGCACUCGCUCGAAGAUUUUAGAGGAUUUUCACAUAUCAUCCUUCUAUAUAUACACCCCCAUAUUUUGAUCACAAGCCACAGCCAACUUAAGUCUUCAUAUUACAAACUCAAAGCUUGCUUCACAUUUUUCUUUCAAAGAAAACACAUCAAGGAAAAGCAAUGGCAAUUCGUCUGCCUGGUGCUGCCAAGUAUAUCCUCCGCCGGUCUGCUCAAACUGCAAACAAAAAAUCUUCAACAUCUUUAGAUGUACCAAAGGGCUUCUUUCCUGUUUAUGUUGGAGAAUCCCAAAAGAAGAGAUUUUUGGUUCCUCUAUCCUUCUUGAGCCAACCAUCGUUUCGAGAUUUGCUAAGCAAAGCUGAAGAAGAGUUUGGUUUUGAUCAUCCAAUGGGAGGUGUCACAAUCCCAUGCCAUGAAGAUUUAUUCUUGGAUGUUACUUCUCGCUUGAAUUGAUCAUAAUAGAGAAGC
This is a messenger RNA of Durio zibethinus, 879 nucleotides long. RefSeq names its product auxin-responsive protein SAUR21-like. Gene Ontology annotation, biological process: response to auxin. The record is from RefSeq and is a predicted model, not a curated record. Lineage: Eukaryota; Viridiplantae; Streptophyta; Magnoliopsida; Malvales; Malvaceae.